Oreochromis aureus is the source of this 1103-nucleotide messenger RNA. RefSeq names its product complement factor H-like. The transcript has 7 exons. The record is from RefSeq and is a predicted model, not a curated record. NCBI's taxonomy places the organism in Eukaryota, Metazoa, Chordata, Actinopteri, Cichliformes, Cichlidae. Bases 88 to 909 code for a protein of 273 amino acids.
UUGGGGGAAAUGCCCAACAAUUAUUAACUCGUCCAGCAGAACACGGCUCUUUACUCUGCCUUCAGAUCGUGCUUUCAUUUCUGCAAAAUGUGUCUCAAGACUCUUGGAUUUGUCCUCGUUUUGUUUCCUGGAUUGCUUCAAGCACAGGGUUGUGAUCCUCCCAGACUGGUUCAUGGUAACUUUCUCCCCAGACAAGAGACUUACUCUGACAGAACCACGAUCACUUAUUCCUGUGAUAACGGAUAUAAACCUGUAGUGGAGGGUUGGUGGGCAACCAGUACCUGUGAACGUGGGAAAUGGUCUCAUGAACCGCAAUGUAUAGAUGAAAGCAGCUGCCUUCCACCAACUAUUCCCAAUGGAAAGUACCCUGAAAACUCAAACGGCUGGUAUGAGGCUGGAAGUAUACUAACGAUAACAUGCAAUGGAGGAUUUGAGCACCAAAACCAGAUCACCACCACUACCUGUGGAAAUGGAAAAUGGUCCUCUGCACCAGUCUGUGAGAGAAGUAUGAGUGCAUGCAGUGCACCUCCUAAAAUCCCCCAUGCAGUCAUCAUUCAUGGAUACCAGGAGGUGUUUGCUGCAGGUUCAGAAGUGCAGUAUGAGUGUGAAGACGGAUACACUGCAGAGGGAGCACACAACAAAAAAUCUGUUUGUACACAAGGAAGCUGGACAGCAGUGCCAACAUGCACUAACUUCUGUGCUGUCAACACCGAUGACAAUCCUGAAUACAUAUCUGUGGGAACUGUGUACAUAGAAAAUGGUGAGGAAAAGAGAGUGGAGUGUGUGAAACCACACAGCUGGUCAUUGGAACAAUAUUCUAAGGUUCGGUGUAUCAAUGGAAGAGUGGAGGCAACUAAAUGUCGUAACAAGGUGGAGCAUGCAGCGGCAAGUGUAUUCGACUCUGACUAAACCUGUAGCUGAGGAUUUGCUCACCACUUUGGAGCUUUUAAAGGAGACACCUGAUAUUUGAUCGCAUCGUCACAUCCUGUGUUAGCUUCUCAUUUUCAUCUUCAAACAUUUAAGAGAAAAUGGUUUGUGUGCUCUUAUUUGACCCACAAACACCACCAAACUGAAUAAAGUCUCAGAUUUUACCAUCAAAACUG